ACAAUAAGCUGGAGGGUAAAGUGUUGUCACGUGACCUGAGUGAGAUGCGCGCACGCCUCUUCCUGAACCUCGGCUUCCUGUACGACAUCAUGGGGCAGGCGGAUAAGUGCAGCUUCUACAUCAGGAAGAGCAUCUUCAUCGCAGAACAGACCCAGCUCCAUGAGGAUCUGUACAGAGCCAACUCCAACCUCGCCAGCAUCCACCUGCGCAACGGUGAGCACUCCAAAGCCAUCCGCUGCUGGGAGGCGGCCCGGGAGUGCGCAGUACGUAUGCGCGACAAGUACAUGGAGAGCGAAUGUUACUGCAGCAUCGGCCAGACUCUGCUAUCUCUGGGAGACUUCUCUGCAGGAAAGCGGUCUCUGAAGAAAGCGUUCCGCCUGGGCAGUCUGCAGGAGUCCGACCGUGACACAGUGCGCCGGAGCCUGAAAUACGCGAUUAAAGGGUGUCAGCUGGAAGAGAUGUUGUCAGAGCUGACAGAAAGCACCCAGCAGGGGGCGCUGUCCUUGAAUGAGCAACUGGGGGACCUCUACUGUAAGGUCGGCUGCUACAGGAAAGCUGUGGAGUAUUAUAAGAUGCAGCUUCGCUGCGCCGAGUCCUUGUGCCGUCCUGACCGGGAGCUUGCAGUCAUCCAUGUGUCCCUGGCUGCGACCUUUAGUGACCUCAGGGACUAUCGUCAGGCCGUGGAGCACUAUCGAGCUGAGCUGGACCUGCGCAGAGGGAAUCCCCGCGAGGAGUGUAAGACGUGGUUGAACAUGGCGCUGGCAUUGGAGGAGGAUGGUCAGGGGUACAAGGAGGUGCAGAGCUGCCUAAACAGUGCCAGGAAGUGCGCCCGAGAGGCUGGAGAUGCCCAACUACAGAGGAAGGCCCUGCGGCAGCUCCUCAGCGUCCAGCAGAAGUGGGGGGCCCCGGAUGUGGAGGAGACGGCGGCGGAGUUACACGAGCUCUGUGGUGGGGAGAGUGGGGAGAGCAGUGAGGACGAGGAGAACAGUGACCCCCUGCAGGAGAGCGAGCUGGAGCUGUCCCAGAGCGAGGACGACGACCUGGAGGGAUACGAGAAGUCUGUGCCGGGGCGGAGGAGGGCCGUGCGGUGGAAUCGCCGUAAUGAGAAGGGGGAGACGGUUCUGCAUCGCGCCUGUAUCGAAGGGAACGCCAAGAUGGUGGAGUGCCUACUGGAGAAGGGACACCCCCUGAACCCCCGAGAUUACUGUGGAUGGACCCCCCUUCAUGAGGCCUGUAACCAUGGACACCUAGAUAUUGUCCAGUUACUGCUUGAGCACGGGGCGAACAUCAAUGAUCCUGGGGGUCCAUUGUGUGAAGGGAUCACUCCCCUCCAUGAUGCUCUUUCCAGUGGUAACUUUCACGUGGCUCAGCUGCUGAUAAAAAGAGGAGCGUCUGUAACCCAAAAGAACACCAAGGGAGUGACCCCACUCGGCAGCCUGCAGGAAUGGAUUCACAUAUACGGGAAGCACCUGGACCAGGAGACGCGGAGGGACUGUAAGGAGACGGAAAAGAUGCUGCGGGAUGCCCUGGAGGGAAGGGCAGUCUCCUCCACUCCUAAGCCGGCCCCCGAGCUCCAGGACAGCGAGCUUUUUGAUGCGGAGGGCUCCGAACCACUUAUGGUCAGCCCCUCUUAUUCCUCUAGGAAGCAGCAGGAAAACUCUGCCACUCCAAGAGGUCGCUCAGUGACAGAGCAUCGAAUGCACAGGCACCUGCGACAGUCCAGCCCAGAAGACAAGGAUUUCCCCAUACAUCGCUCUCCUCCACUCCGAUCCAGCACCCAAAUCCCUGAGGAGGAGGAUGCGCCCAUAGAGGAGCCCGAGCAGCUUAUGACCCCUCUCAGACCAGUAAAGAAGCGGCCACGUCUUGGAGCGCCAAUGUCAUCCUCUGAUUCAGACGUCAGGGAGAGAAGUGCGGGGCCAGAUCCUCCCAGGCUCCCGGAGAGCGGAAGAGAAGCCUACCAGAAAGCCAUGCAAGGUCUGGGCAGUGCCAAAUCCCGCCUGCUGACCCAGAGCCUGGCACUACCAGAGGUGGCCCCCAGCCCUGAGGAGCCGGCGUCCAUGUGGGCCCUGGUGCCCUCAGAAGAUUACCUUGGAGAUGAUUGGCUGGAAGAUGAUUUAUUGGUGGACUCUCGCUCCAGAAAGAGAAGCCGCAGGUCCCCGGGAAGCCUGGAGGUGGAGGAGAUAGAGGAGUCUAGUGAGGAAGAGACGGCUGAGGCAGCACUCCGCCGGAGGGAGAAGGCCGUCCCUCGUACUCUGUCCAGAAAACGCUCCCGCCAGACCAAGCUGACACAGAUUGUAGACCGGGCUGUGGUGGGGCGCACGAAGAGCUGUCAGGGGGGGCAGAAUGACGUCUCCAUCCCCCGCAUAAUGGACAGCGCCAGAGCAAUGAACACAAGUAUGGAUGGCGGGGGCACCCCUUCUCCUGCCAUCACUCAGCCCCCCUCAGUGAAUGUGAACCCUUCUAUGCCUCCACCAAUCAGAGUGCGGGUCAGAGUUCAGGACAACAUCUUUCUCAUCCCGAUCCCGCACAGUGAUGGAGACACGCGGGAGGUGUCCUGGUUGGCGGAGCAGGCCUCUCAGCGCUAUUACCAGAGCUGUGGGCUCCUUCCCCGUCUCACUCUCAGGAAGGAAGGGGCCCUGCUGGCCCCCGAGGACCUCGUGCUUCAUGUCCUGCAGAGCAACGAGGAGGUUGUGGCUGAGGUGACCUCCUGGGAUCUGCCGCCCCUCACUGACCGCUACAAGAAGGCCUGUCAGAGCCUGGCUGUGGAGGAGAAUCGCCUUGUGCGGAAGGCUCUGGAGCAGCAGGAGAUGAGCUCCUCCAUUUCCCUGUGCCGCCUGUCCCUGCAGGGGCGCCACCUCUGUCCACUCAUCCGCUCCCUGAAGCUGCAGAGCUCCCUGCGCCGGCUGCACCUGAGCGGAAACCUUCUGGGCGAUCCAGAGGUGGAGGAGCUGCUCUCCAUGCUGGGAACCAUGCCCAACCUGACCCACCUGGACCUGUCCUGUAACCGCCUGACACAUGAGGGCAUCAGGAGGAUGGUGCCGGCCCCGGGCACCCCGGACUACAGAGCCCUGGAGAACCUGGAGGAGCUGGACCUGAGCAUGAACCCGCUGGGCGAUGGCGUCUCACAGGCCUUGGCAUCGCUGCUGCUCCACUGCCCGGUGCUGCGCUCCCUGCGCCUGCAGUCCUGCCAGCUCUCCGCCAAGUUCUUACAGCAAUAUCGCCUCCUACUGGCCAACUCCUUCAGAGGGGCUGUUCACUUGAAGAACCUCUGUCUCUCCCACAAUCCUCUGGGUUCCACAGGGGUGGAGCUUGUACUGAAGACCAUUCCCCAUGAGACCAUCUCAGGCCUGGAGCUUGGAGCCGUAAGUGCGGGGGACGCUCUGAUCAUGGAGCCUCUGAUACGAUACCUGACUCAGGACGGCUGUGUCCUCUCUCACCUUGUCCUCUCCACCAAUCACCUGAGCGAUGAGUCUGUGCGGGAUCUUUCCAGGUGUCUCCCCAUCUGCUCCUCCUUGACCUCUCUUGAUCUGUCGGGAAAUCCUAAAAUUGGAGCAAAUGGAUUUCAUUACCUGCUGAAAGGAAUUCAGGAGCGAAACCAAGAAAUGAAGGAACUCAAUGUCACAGGUUGCAGUAUCCAGGGGCCCUUUAGUAGCUGCUCCUUCGACAUCCUGUCCUUCUCCCUCCAGGAGCUCAGACUCUGUUCCCAAAGCCUUGCCAAAAAGGACCGAGAGAUGUUGUUGCAGACCUGGCCCGGGGAGGCGCUCAUCGUAAAUCAACACAACAAACUCUUCUUCAAGAGACUGACGUGAGGCUCCAGGACCAACCAGAGGACAUGGGGUGGAGGAGGGCGCCCAUGGGAGGACAUGGGGAGGGCGCCCAUGGGAGGACAUGGGGAUGGCGCCCAUGGGAGGACAUGGGGAUGGCGCCCAUGGGAGGACAUGGGGAUGGCGCCCAUGGGAGGACAUGGGGAUGGCGCCCAUGGGAGGACAUGGGGAUGGCGCCCAUGGGAGGACAUGGGGAUGGCGCCCAUGGGAGGACAUGAUGAAACCGUAAUCUCUGGUGACCUAGAAGAAGACGUCGUCUGUUCCUCAGUCUGGGACCUCACUCCCAAAACGAUUCUGUGCAGUUGUUUAAGGGGUUGGUGCAAGCAGUAGGUGGUACCACAACAGCAGAAGACCAGGAUGUAACGGAACACACGCUGAACCUUGGCUGCACAAUCAGGCCUGGUGGGGGAGCCAUUAUUAUGUACCUUCUGUUCACCACACUGUCACAUGACCACCCCUGCUAUUUACAUAGUAUGCCAUCUGUACACUUAGUAUUGACCGUGUAAAUAGCGUAUAUCGCUGCGGAGCCCCGUUAAUAGUGUAGUGCGCCAACGUUCUGCGCCUGUAUGGGCACAUGUAUGUUUUUAUCUGAUUUUAUGGUAAUUUGUGAAAAGUCUAUUUAUUUGUUGUACGUCUGUAAAUAAACAGGUAUUAAGUGA
Molecule: messenger RNA, 4483 nt
Organism: Hyla sarda
Lineage: Eukaryota; Metazoa; Chordata; Amphibia; Anura; Hylidae
Gene: TONSL
Product: tonsoku like, DNA repair protein
Molecular function (GO): protein binding
Source: RefSeq, a predicted model, not a curated record